AUGGAGAGCAAUAAUAACCGCGCGCAGGCGCAACAACGAUCAUCGGGACGGAAGCAGUGCGCGGGAUGCAGAACCGAGGUCCAUGAUUCGAGGCAGGCGUUCAAGAUAGAGGCGUUGGACAAUCGGGUUUACCACAUUCAGUGCUUCAGGUGCUGUGUGUGCGAGCGGGAGUUUGACAACGACAAUCCGUUCAUACCUCAAGAUGGUCUGGCUUUUUGCGAGCAGGACUAUCAACAGUCGCUUCGUAACAUUUGCGGUGGAUGCGGUCAGAGUGUUUUCUCCCGAGUGGUAUAUGCUCUUGGCAAACCAUGGCACGAAGAGCACUUGAAAUGUUCCGCAUGCUUCAAGCCGAUCAGAGGGAAUCCCUUUGAGCACAACAAUAAGGUAUACUGUGCGGCAGACUACAAAAACCUCGUAGCAGAAAAAUGCCGAGAAUGCGAUUUACCAAUCGAGGGCGAAACCAUCUGCGCACUGGAUUCGUCGUUCCAUAAGGAGUGCUUUGUGUGCAAGACCUGCAAGGAACCGUUUGCAGAUCGUAACUUUUACGUGUACGACGACGAACCACUUUGCAACAUUCACUUUCAUGAGAAGAAUAAUUCGCUUUGCGGUGCUUGUGGGGACCCAAUUGAAGGUCCAUGCGCAGACAUCGCUGAGACGGGACGCCGUUUCCACACCAACUGCUGGGCCUGCUGCGUAUGCCGCACCCCACUGGUGUCCGUCUACUACAGUCACAACGGCCGGCCAUACUGCGAGCACGACAUCCACGAACUGUACCGGAGGGAAAAGUCGCAAAACCAACGGGCGAAAAAGCGGCAGACUUUGAUGAUGAACUUGUAG
Molecule: messenger RNA, 837 nt
Organism: Fimicolochytrium jonesii
Lineage: Eukaryota; Fungi; Chytridiomycota; Chytridiomycetes; Spizellomycetales; Powellomycetaceae
Exons: 5
Coding region: 1-837 (278 amino acids)
Cellular component (GO): nucleus; Z disc
Molecular function (GO): transcription coregulator activity
Source: RefSeq, a predicted model, not a curated record